Messenger RNA from Didymella exigua CBS 183.55, 441 nucleotides. RefSeq lists its product as uncharacterized. The transcript has 4 exons. Lineage: Eukaryota; Fungi; Ascomycota; Dothideomycetes; Pleosporales; Didymellaceae. The record is from RefSeq and is a predicted model, not a curated record. Bases 1 to 441 code for a protein of 146 amino acids.
AUGAAAGCAUUCGGCUAUCUGAUAGCCAGCGCGGUACUGCUGACCGGGGCAGUGGCGCAGUUGAAGUCACCUGCUCCAAACACCUCCCUCGGUAACGGUUGGAGAUACAAGGGCUGUUACUCCGACACUUUAUCGACCUCUACCAUUCUUCCCCACGCUCUCAAUGGUUCCUUGACUCACAUAAACCCCAACGGCGGUGCGUUAUGCACACAAACCUGUAGAGGUCAGGGCUUUAAAUACGCUGGAACCAACGACAACCAGUGUUGGUGCGGCAACGUCAUCAACCCGAGCAACUCCGUGACCGCGGGUAUUCUGUCUCCGCUCGGCGACAUCGCCUGCCAGACCAGCUGCCGAGGAAACCUACCCGAAGCCUGUGGCGCCAUUGACACGUUCAUCUCCAUCUACGAAUACACUAACCAGCCACUCUGGAACAUCAUGUGA